This is a messenger RNA of Nymphaea colorata (pocket water lily), 811 nucleotides long. RefSeq lists its product as uncharacterized. The record is from RefSeq and is a predicted model, not a curated record. Lineage: Eukaryota; Viridiplantae; Streptophyta; Magnoliopsida; Nymphaeales; Nymphaeaceae. The coding region runs from base 89 to 622 and encodes 177 amino acids. The transcript is spliced from 6 exons.
CCUUCCGCACCGAUUUAGCGAUUGCCCCAAUCGCGGUGUUGGGAUCGCCCUCCUCCUCUCUCUCUCUCUCCCUCUCUCGGUGGCAGAAAUGGCGGUCUCGUCUUCGUCUCCGGCGUCUUCGUCCUCAUCUCCGGAUCGGAAGCGCCGCCGCAACAGCAGAGACAAGGGCUCCUCCAAGAUGCGGAGGAAGCACAAGCAUCGUACCAAGCGGAGGCGCAGACACGAUUCCCCGUCGUCCUCCUCUUUUUCGUAUUCUUCUGACUCCUCUUCUGAGUCGGACUACAGUGUUGGGGGCUCAUCAGACUGCGAAGAUGAGGUGUCUGGUCGCUCAAAGAAACACAAGUCCAGUAGCCGUUCAAAGAAGGUGAAGGACAAGGAGAGAAGUAAGAAGCAUCGGCAGAAGCAUUCCAAGCAAAAGACAAAAGAGAAACCACAGGAGGAGAGAUGCAGCAGUCCUGUUCAACUCUCAAAGUUCCUUGGGCGUGACAAGGAUGAUGGUGUCCGCCGGAGUGCUGUCUCUGGUAAAAAGAUUCUAUUGAAGGUGGAGAAAACGAAAGAGGACAAGGAAGCAGAGAAUAAACGGAACGAACUGCUCAAGUUUCUGAAUGCUAGUUAUGACUAAAAUGGGAAAAUGGUGGCUUCUAUGUAGAAGCUUGUCCACUUGGAAUUACAAAUCAAAGCGUGUCAUCGACAACAUCGUUGAUGAUAGAGAUUUUCUAUCCUUACUAUUUUUUGCGUAUUUGCUUUUGUAUUAGAAUCAUUGUAAAAUUUUGUGUAUGUGAGUAGUAAUUUUGAAGUUUUGUUUUCUGUA